CGGCCCACUCCACCAUGAAGCUCUCCCUGCUGCUGACCGGCCUGGCCGCUCUGCUGGUGGCCGCCUCGGCGGCGCCUCAGGAGAUCGAUGCGGCGGUGGACGCCGCCGGCGCGGAUGCCUCCGUCUCCAUCGGCGGGUCGGACGCCGGCGUCGAUGACGUCAUCUCCAUGGACGGCGAUGACGAAGCCUUGGUAACGAUCGGCGACAGGGAUGUGGUCGUGGGGGGCGAGGCGUCCGUGUCGAUGCCUGGGGGCGAUGGAGAGGAGAGGCCGCCCAUGCCGUCGCUCGUCAGCGAUGAAGAUGAGGACGAGGAUGACGACGACGACGAAGAGGAGUCCAGGCCGCCGCGGAGGGGCGGAGGCAGGCGUCGUCGACAGCGCCAGGGGCGGCAGUGCCAGACCGGGGCCCAGCGUCGCCGCCGCCCGCAGGGCGAGUCUGAGGCCGGCAGCGAGCCGGGGGAGGACGGCGGGGAGCGGAGGAACCACCAAGCGCGGCCCGGCUCGGACGCGUCAGCGGUGAUCGGCAGCUCCGGCGGCACUGGGCCGGCCGACACGCACCAUCGGCUGCCCUAG
This is a messenger RNA of Pollicipes pollicipes, 572 nucleotides long. RefSeq names its product zinc finger protein AEBP2. The record is from RefSeq and is a predicted model, not a curated record. The coding region runs from base 15 to 572 and encodes 185 amino acids. The transcript has 3 exons. NCBI's taxonomy places the organism in Eukaryota, Metazoa, Arthropoda, Thecostraca, Pollicipedomorpha, Pollicipedidae.